Pipistrellus nathusii (Nathusius's pipistrelle) is the source of this 1338-nucleotide messenger RNA. Lineage: Eukaryota; Metazoa; Chordata; Mammalia; Chiroptera; Vespertilionidae. The record is from the annotation of a GenBank genome assembly.
AUGGAUACACUGAAGUACAUUUCUGGAUUCGGGAACGAAUGUGUCUCAGAGGACCCCCGAUGCCCUGGUGCCCUGCCAGAAGGACAGAACAAUCCUCAAGUUUGUCCCUACAACCUGUAUGCUGAGCAGCUCUCAGGAUCAGCUUUUACCUGUCCAAGGAGUACCAAUAAGAGAAGUUGGCUGUACAGGAUUCUACCCUCCGUUUCUCACAAGCCCUUUGAAUCCACUGAGCAAGGCCAUGUCACUAACAACUGGGAUGAAGUUGAUCCUGAUCCUAACCAGCUAAGAUGGAAACCAUUUGAGAUUCCAAAAGCAUCUCAGAAGAAGGUGGACUUUGUGAGUGGCCUGCACACCUUAUGUGGAGCUGGAGACAUCAGGUCUAACAAUGGGCUUGCUGUCCACAUUUUCCUCUGCAACACCUCCAUGGGGGACAGAUGCUUUUACAAUUCAGACGGGGACUUCUUGAUUGUUCCCCAGAAAGGGAAACUUCUCAUUUACACCGAGUUUGGCAAGAUGAUGGUGCAGCCCAAUGAGAUCUGCGUCAUUCAGAGAGGGAUGCGGUUCAGCGUAGAUGUGUUCGAGGAGACCAGAGGCUACAUCCUGGAGGUCUACGGUGUCCACUUUGAGCUGCCUGACCUGGGACCAAUUGGAGCCAAUGGCUUGGCCAAUCCUCGUGAUUUCUUGAUACCUGUUGCCUGGUAUGAAGAUCGUCAAGUGCCAGGUGGUUACACUGUGAUUAAUAAAUACCAAGGAAAGCUGUUCGCUGCCAAACAGAAUGUCUCCCCGUUCAACGUCGUGGCCUGGCACGGGAACUAUACCCCCUACAAGUACAACCUGGAGAACUUCAUGGUCAUCAACGCGGUGGCCUAUGACCACGCAGACCCGUCCAUUUUCACAGUAUUGACUGCCAAGUCUCUCCGCCCUGGAGUGGCCAUCGCUGAUUUUGUCAUCUUCCCACCUCGAUGGGGGGUCGCUGAUAAGACCUUCAGGCCUCCUUAUUACCACAGGAACUGCAUGAGUGAAUUCAUGGGGCUCAUCAAAGGUCAUUAUGAGGCAAAGGAAGGUGGGUUCCUGCCAGGAGGAGGCAGCCUGCACAGCACCAUGACUCCCCACGGGCCUGAUGCCGAGUGCUUUGAGAAGGCCAGCAAAGCCAAGUUGGUGCCUGAGAGGAUUGCUGAUGGCACCAUGGCAUUUAUGUUUGAGUCUUCUCUAAGCAUGGCCGUCACCAAGUGGGGGCUCAAGACCUCUCACUGUUUGGAUGACAACUACUACAAGUGCUGGGAGCCUCUCAAGAGCCACUUUACCCCCAAUUCCAGGAGCCCAGCAGGACCUAAGUGA